Molecule: messenger RNA, 855 nt
Organism: Eremothecium gossypii ATCC 10895
Lineage: Eukaryota; Fungi; Ascomycota; Saccharomycetes; Saccharomycetales; Saccharomycetaceae
Gene: LOA1
Product: lysophosphatidic acid acyltransferase LOA1
Exons: 1
Coding region: 1-855 (284 amino acids)
Source: RefSeq, marked provisional
AUGGAGAAGUACAGUGAGUGGAUGGACAAGGGCACCGGGAUCAAACCGUUUAUUCCCGUUUCAGCGACGAACAGAAGCAAUGUCGCGCUUGGCAUAUGGAUCUUGAAGGCCGUCCUCCUCCUGCCUCUAGUACUCAUCUGGGCAGUCCUGCGCGCCGUGGGACUGGGCACGCCGCUGGGCCGCUGGCUGCUACAGUUACUAGUGGGCUUCGAGUACCAGGUGUCGGUGGAUGGCGUAAAGAAGCGUGACCUGUCCACCAGACAUCUGCCACAACGUGGCCGAGUGUACCUGGCGAACUUCGCAUCCCCACUGGAUGGCCUUGCGGCCGCUGUAGUCUCUGCGGUGCCCGUGUUGCUGCUGGUGCCGCGCGGCGACACGCUGUACCAAUUCAGCCCCUGGCAGCUGGGUUGGUUCGCAUUGAGCGGCGCGCUGGACAUCCCCGCCGGCCAGCCGAAGCUCGACGCGGCGGCGGCGGCCAGCUCGGGCUGCGCCCUGUUUGUGUUUGCGGAGGGCACCACCUCGGCCGGGCGCGGCAUCCUGCCCUUCGAGCUGGGGGACCCCGUGCUGGCACAGCUCUCGCACGACGCGGACGGCAUCUACACGGCGAGCUUCCGCCUGUCGCAGUCUGACCUGGCAACGCCAGUUCCCACAGGACUAUGGGCAUAUCUUGGGCGUCUCGCUACUCGCGGCGUGCAGUACCACUGCCGCAUCCAGGGCCCGUUCUCGAAAGGCACUACUAGCGAGCUGCGCCAAGCGCUCGCGAAGGGCGAGGGAUUCAUGUUGCUGGGCAAGAAUCUCGAUCUGAAGGCGAAGCGCGGCUUCCUACAAACGUGGCAGCCAUCUACAGGGCGUUAA